ACUAUUUACGUGUUUCCGCUAGUUUUUCACACCGCGCCACCGGAGCAGCUGAUAAAUAACCCAGUCUUCGAUCUUCGGAAUUCUUUGUUCGUCUCCAUCUUAAGCGACACCAUGUCGGAUAAAAUGAGCAUGUCUCUGGACGACAUCAUCAAGAUGAACAAGAAAGGAGGCGGCGGCGGCCGCGAGGGAAGAUCCGGGGGAAGUUCGGGUCGAGCCGGUGGAUCGUCGAGGCCGGCGCGGGGUCGACCGGGGAACUUCAACCGUGAGAGAAACAACCGAUCCACGCCGUACACCAGGCCCAGAGAGUUGCCAGACAAAUGGCAGCACGACAUGUUCGAGGAGCACGCGAGUGGACACAGAGGGCCGAGAGUGGAGAGGGUAGAAAGAAGCGUGGAAAGUAACGGCAAGCUGCUGGUUUCUAACCUAGACUUUGGUGUCUCUGAUUCAGAUAUCAAGGAGCUGUUUGCAGAGUUUGGAUCACUGAAGAAAGCCUCGGUGCACUAUGAUCGGUCUGGUCGCAGUAAAGGAACGGCGGAUGUCCACUUUGAAACGAAGGCAGACGCACUCAAAGCCUUGAAGCACUAUAAUGGUGUCCCUCUUGAUGGCCGGCCCAUGAAGAUCCAACAGGUCACUUCAGACACCGAUGUACAGGAUAGAGAACCUACACAGAGCUCAAACAGAGGAUUUGAUCGGAGCAGACUCGGUCAACCCAAGUUUGAAAGGAGGCAAGGAGGUGGUGGUGGUGGUGGAGGUGGUGGUGGCGGUGGUAGUUUCAGAGGCCGGGGAAGAGGAGGAGAGAAAAAACCCCAGCUUUCUGCAGAGGAGUUGGAUGCCCAGUUGGAUGAGUACAACGCCAAGUUUCAGAUGGACACCAGUUAAAUGGGGAGAAGAUGCUGUUUCCUCUUUUAUUUUAAUUUUUUUUUUUUUUAAACAAACGGUCAAUUGAACAGGAUGGACCAGACUGUAUGUUAUCAGGCCAUUUUAUUCAGUAGACUAUUGUUUUCUAUUAAUUUUCUAAAAAAAAAAAAAAAAUCUCGGUAUUUUUAUAGCUGUAUUUCUGCAGAUGUUUUGUGGUUCAUGAUUUUUCUUUUUUUUUUUUUGGACCAGAGUUUGGGAUUUAGUGGCAUCUAGGAAUACGGGUUUAGAGAAGGAGAGCAAACAGUGGAUGUCACCUCCACAUGACCACACAAAAAGUCUGCCUGUAGAGCCAGUUGUUGGUUGUCAAUCGAAACGUGGCAACAAUUGUAAAUUUACGGAUGCCACGCUCCGUUUCUCCAACCAGAUCGCCCCUAAAUCCUGCAUAUGUGACAGUGUGAUUACUUGAUGGUUGAAUCUUUUUUUUGUCUUUGUUUCAAAGCCACACUUGGUAUUUCUGACGCAUGGACAUGUUUAAGAUUUUUGUACAUAAAUGUAUUAUAUUGAAUCACCCAA
Messenger RNA from Mugil cephalus (flathead mullet), 1431 nucleotides. RefSeq names its product THO complex subunit 4-like. Gene Ontology annotation, molecular function: mRNA binding. Gene Ontology annotation, cellular component: nucleus. Gene Ontology annotation, biological process: mRNA export from nucleus. The transcript is spliced from 6 exons. Lineage: Eukaryota; Metazoa; Chordata; Actinopteri; Mugiliformes; Mugilidae. Bases 112 to 879 code for a protein of 255 amino acids. The record is from RefSeq and is a predicted model, not a curated record.